This is a messenger RNA of Symbiodinium necroappetens, 1227 nucleotides long. NCBI's taxonomy places the organism in Eukaryota, Dinophyceae, Suessiales, Symbiodiniaceae. The record is from the annotation of a GenBank genome assembly.
AUGGCCAUUGCAGAGUCCAACCAGCCCUUCACAUGCAGCCAGCCUCAGCCUGUCGCGCAGGCACUCGGACAGCCGUAUGUGACAAUGCUGGUGCCCGUCAUCGUGAAUGCAUCCGGGCCUCUCAUGCAACCACAGGCAGGCCCCAUGGCCGUUCACAAUCAGGACUACGCUGUCCCCUGGACGGCUCAACCUCCAAGCUCCCCUCAGAUGGGGCCCAUGGCGAAUUUCAACGGCUAUGGCUAUACCCCGUACACCGACGUGGUCGGCGGAGGUGAGCUUGCUCCGGCCAUGGAGGAUGAGGAGGGACGCAGUCAAGUUCGCCGACGCAGGCGCAUGCAGUACGCACGCGCUGCACAGCCAAAGGUACCAGGCAUGAUUCAAAAAUCCGCCUGCGCGGAUGCAGAAGAUGGUGCCGUGCUCUCCAAAGAGCGCUGCGAUGCUCUUCGCCAGCAGUUGCAGUCCAACGACGGGCUGUCCUUGGCCAUGUCUGAGAUCUCUGGAAUGGUUUGGCCAUGGUCUCGUGAUGCAAACGGAUGCCGGGUGGUGCAACUGGCCAUGGAGAAGGCCAGCAAUUGCACCGCGAAGGACUUGGCCGCCGAGCUUCAUGGACAUGUGCGGGAGGCCGCCGUCUCCCCUCAUGCCAACUAUGUGAUCCAGAAGGUCAUCACGCAACUAAGUCCCGCAACUUCCGCAUUCAUUGCGAAAGAGCUCCUGGGCAAUGCCGCUCGAUUCGUCCGGCAUCGUUUCGGUUGCCGAAUCAUCUGCCGGCUCUUGGAGCACUGCUCCUCUCAGGAAGGGACGCGCCGUUUCAUCGAAGAAGUCUUGGAGGAUCCCUCAGAGGCAUUGGACCUUUGCCGUCACAACUUCGGACACCAUGUGGUUCAGUCUAUCUUGGAGCAUGGGGAUGUGAAGUACAAGGCGCAAAUCGCCGAGGUUCUUCUUCAUGAUGUGCUGGCAAACGCUUCUCACCGCAGUGCCAGUCACGUCGUGGAGUCGGCACUUUCACACUGUUCCGACACGGAUCAGCUGGCUUUGCUACAGCGCCUAUCGCAUCCAAGCAUGGUCGCGGAGCUUGCGCAAGUCCGCUACGGCUUCUAUGUUGCAAGGACCGUGCUUCAGCGCCCUGAAGUUGAUGUCGAGCGGCUGGCCCAAAGCAUUCCGGAAGCGAUUGCGCUGCUUUCAUGCAGCGAGCCAGCCUCAAAUUCUAGCUCUGCUGAGCAAGAGUGA